This is a messenger RNA of Gamsiella multidivaricata, 561 nucleotides long. RefSeq lists its product as uncharacterized. The record is from RefSeq and is a predicted model, not a curated record. The transcript is spliced from 3 exons. Bases 1 to 561 code for a protein of 186 amino acids. Lineage: Eukaryota; Fungi; Mortierellomycota; Mortierellomycetes; Mortierellales; Mortierellaceae.
AUGUCUUUAAUACUGAAAGAGCACUUGGAAUGGAUCAAGAAGAAAGUCAAAGGCGAAGAACAUUCCACGUUUGAAAACUUCGUUGCUCACUUCGACUUGAGUUAUUCCCUGUCGGCGACGAGCGCAUACACGCGACUCAUUGCGUUCCCAGAAAUUCGAUUACCCAGGCGACAAAAGCUUCAAGCGUCAUUCAGCGAUUUUCGCAAGCACAGGGCAGACAGAUUCUGGUCGAAAUUCAAAGCCCUGGUCAACUCAGAGGUGGUAGCCAAUGAUGCCUUGGUUUCUGUGCAAGAGUUUGGCCAAAGACAGUCUAAAAUCAUUCUCGAUCGAUUUACGCUGACUGCGCUUGAUCCUCUUGCGGAGGCACUAGGAGAGAGAUCAAUUGCAUCGGAACCUAUCCUUUCCGUCAAUGAAGGAACUGCGGAUGUAUCGGAAUGUAUCCCUGCUGACACGAACGCGCAAAGUGGCUCUGCUGCUAUCGACUUGGAUGCUUCCAGCAGUAGCAUGUCUGUUUUAAAGCGAUCUACAUCGAUAACACAACUGAAUACAUUCGUCAAUUGA